UUGAUCGUUCAGGUGAAUUUGUGAAAACAGCUGAUUGAUAUUUUGAUGUAUUUAUAUAUGGUGUUUUAUGAAUGUGUGUAUAAAUGAAGUCCGGCAAUGUUUUUUAAUUGAUAAAUGUCAGACAUGGUGCAAGAGGAGUAUUUUCAACACAUGGAUAAACUUGAAGACCUGCUACCCGGGAUUGAACAGUUCCUCAGCAACAUCCUAGCGCGGGAGUCACUGUCACCGUACGCAGAGGAACAGCGUCAGUAUUACCUGGAGAGGCUAGAUAUCAUCAAACUGCCCCCGUCUGUCCCACCCAGGCCAAGAUCACUAGGUGUACCAGUCCACCCCUUGGUGUCUACCCCAGAGUCUGGCCGAGACAGCCUCACAGGAGCCAGCAAUGACGACUUUGCUGCCUACCAGCGUGAACUGUCACGGGCACUCAUAGAUUCAGAGACAUCUCCGGAUGUUACAGAAGUUAAGGUGUAUGAUGACAUUGACCCUUCUGAUGUGGCCACAGAUUUAUCCGAGGUCAAGGGCAGCAAGUCUCCGGAUGAUGAUGAUGAUGAUGUAUACGAAGUUCCGCAACUUCGGCGAUACAACAGCGACUCUGGCUAUGAGAAGGCGAAAGAUAUGUCUCCCCUGAGUAAAUCCACAAGCUCUGAGGAACAAGCUCAAGUGUUUGGCAUCCCAAAGCCACCACCUCUUCCCCCUCGUAGAGACAGGGCCUCAUCGGACGCAGCCAGUCGCUCAUCAAUUGGUAGUAUCUUAGAUGAACAUAUCAUCACAACCCCAGAUGCGAAGUGUGGGGAUCAUAGUGAAAGCUUGGAUAGAAAGAGUACACAUUCUGCUGAGGAGGAGUAUGAUGCGAUGUCAGUGGGGUCCCCUGAUGACCCCUCAGGCUCAUUUAUCCAGCCCCGGACACCAGACCAUAUCAGACUGCCCAGACCCACAAGGAGAAAAGCCCGAGCCCAAAGAAAGCUAGGAAAGUCUCUAACAUCACUUUGGGAAGUCAGCCAACCAUACCAGGCAUUGGAUGAUGUGGUGAUCUCCGGUGAGCUUUACUACCGAAGCAAGCUUUCUUGGACCAAGAAAUUAGCAGCCUUAACCAAUGGCAGGCUGGUCUGCUAUAAGGUUGACAAGCUGGACACUCGACCCUCGUUUGUGAUCAUAUUGAUGGGAUAUCUAGCCACAGCCCACAAGCGUGACGGGAGGCGGAGCUACGAGAUUCACCUGGACCAUGACAGCUUUGAGUCUCAUGUGUUCCUGUGUGACUUUAAGGAGUGGGCCGAUAUCUGGUGUGAGCACCUUAAUGCCGCAGCUGAAGGUCAGAGAGCCCAAGGACCUGUUGUCCAUCUAACAAGAGAAGCCCUGUCGGACAAAACUGACCCACUAUCUUACAGACUAACCAAGGCAAGCCCUGCUCACUCAAGUUCCAAUGUGUCGCUAGCAGGCAGUGACAGCGUGGAAUCAGAUUGCGGCAAGGUCAAGAAACAUGACCAUUCUACAAGUAAGAGUGCCAAAGUGGGACAGAUAGCACACCGUGCGUCAUUAUUCUUUGACUCUCUCAGUAAACGCUCAUCUGUGAAGAAAAGUCUCAAUCGCUUAUCCAGUCUAGACCGUGCUCCCUCACUUCCGGGAUUGACUGGCUCAGAAUUAGAGAAUGCAAGGGCUGAGAAUGCUGGGUCAAAUGCUUAUAAGCAACUGAUAGGCACGUCCAGUUCGCAGAAAUCCCUGCCAGAUAUGAUAAUCCCUCGAACCCCUGGACCACCAGAGUUGAGAAUUGUAGAGGAGGUUUCACCAGCAGAGGUCAAGAAGCAUAUCAAACACCAGGGUUUCCUUGACAUAUACAGCAGUUUCAACAAGCGUAAAUGGGGCAAACGGUGGUGUAUUGUACACGAGAAUAACUUUGAAUGUUACCGCUCCCCGACCAGCGACACAUGUGAACUUGAAUUCCUCCUACGGAACUGUGCACUGCAGCGGGCAAUCAAAGAAACCAGCAGUGAACUCGGUCUCAUGUUGACGGAGAAUAAUCGUGAGAAAAUCACCAUUGAGCCCGUGAGCUGGUCAGAGCUGGGCUCGUGGUUACGGGUUCUCAUGGCAGAAACAAGCACACCCUCCACCCCUGAUGGGCUCCAGGGAUAUAUGGAUGAUACGCAUCCGUACCAUGAGGCUGUGGAAAUCACCAGGAAACCACAAGCUUCCACUGCCAAAUCACAAAACAGUAAAGCUAGGACCAAAAACGUGGAUAGGGACAGUGGUAUUUGCUCUUCAGAGUCAGCUGAUGGGAGAUUUGGUUCCCUGGAGAGGGCCUCAAAAGGCUCACCUACAGCCUCAACUGUGAUCACUGUACAUAAAGACUUCUCUGAUUCUAGUCUUCCUAGAGUGAGUGUGCAGGAGACUGGUGCUAUUUAUACCAUGGUCAGGAAGUCUAGUGGGGCUGGUUCCCAAUCUGGGCCCAGCUUGACCAGCUCUAUUACAGGGGUGACAGUUCAAGCCGGGAACAAAAAAGGAGAAUCAAGCACAGCAGAGAACUUGAUUGGUGGGAAAGAUACUCAAAAAAUAAGUGCAAUGAAUGCUUCCCAUACAUCAGAGUUAGAUGAAAGUGGGUUGUUUGAAGACUUUGAAGCAAAUAUAGCCCCACUGGAGUACAAAAGGGGUGAAAGCCUAGUUGAUGAAAUUAUGUCGCAAUUUCAGACCCAACUAAGUAGUUCAUUUUCAACAAACAGUGAAUCCAGUGAACAAAUAUGUGGGACAACUGAACAUGAUAAUAAAAACCAUGAAUCCAGUGAUACCCAUGGACUAGUUAUUGAAGACCCAAAUGAUGCUGGACAAGACAAGAAAUCAACAAAAGCACUUUCAGACCUUAGUAGAAGUUCAGAUCCAUCAAAAAGGUCGAGUUUUGGAAGAAAUAUGUUUUGGUCCCAUGAAGAUCAGCAGGAAAUUCUAGCUGAGCUGAGAACCAGACUAGUGCAGUUGAAACAAGACAGGAUAACAAUCAGAAACAGAAAAGAAAAAGUUACCUGUAGCAUUGACAGAGAAUUUCUAAGUGCUGAAUUUGACAGACUUGACAGAGAAUGUAAGAAAGUUGCUGAUGAGAUUAAAUCUAUUGAAGAGGAAGCAGCCAAAUACUCAGCCAAACAGGUUAGUGAGAGGAGAUUCUCUGACAUGGAUGCAAUAGUUGAUUAUGUUAUAGAAGAAGAGGAGAUUAGUGCUAUCGAAGAAGAAGUAAGUGUAAUUGAUGAAGAAGAAGUUGAAUUUAUUGAACUCACUGAGAUUAAGUUAACAUGUGUUCCUGAAGAUAUCGUAGGUGAACUUGAACAUGAUAAUAAUAAAGAAACAGUAGUUGAUUAUAAUGAGGAAACAAAUGGUGAUUUGAAAGGUGAUUGUAAAGAAGAAACAGAAGGUAAACUGAAAGGUUAUUGUAAGAAAGAAUUGGAAAAGGACGCUAAUGAAAGGGCAGAAAACAUUGAACAUCAGGAGUUUACAGUUUGUAAUGAUGAAGUAACUUUAGAAAAAAGUUUUGCUAAUGAAAUUGUGACAUCCGAUGGUAAAAAAUCUGAAUAUUUAGGACAAACAAAUGUUGAAUCUGUUAAUUUUAUUGAUACCAGUUUAAUCCAUUCAAGAGAUGACAAAGAUGUUUCAAAAAUACAGAAUAGCAAUAUAGAAAGAUCAUGUAAUUUAAACUCAGAAGAAAAAUGCCAUGAUAUAGAAGAGGAAAAAUGUAUAAAUAAUGGAGAAAGUAACUCAGGGCUAAAUGAUGGCAAUGGUGAUGCCAAAGUGAUGGAAACUGAUGAUACUGAAGCAGUGGAGAAAAUAAAUACUGAAAUUGAAACUCAUAAAGCAGGAUGUGAAGACCCAGGAACAGAUCAAUUAGAACAUGGACUUAGUGAAGAUAAAAGAGAAAUUAAUAUAAACAAUAACAAAGUUGCAAGUGAGCUGAAGCAGUGUUGUUCUGUUUCUAAAUAAAGGAAAGAGUGGAAAGAUUUGUCAUCUAACAAAUAGCAACUGAACCUCUACUUCAAAUUGAGAGUUCCAAAAUAUGUUUUAUUUGUAAAGCAUUUAAGAAAAACAAAUAAUUGUGAAUAACCUAAUCAUAACUCUUCUAGCUAGAAGUGAAAGCAGUCUGGGAUGGAAACUGUUAGAUGGAUAGACAAGCAUGCGUAACAUCAGUUGCAAUCUGAAAGAAAUUGAUGCCAUUAGAAUUGCAAAACUGAUGAAACUGGACAGGGCAAGGGGAGUUUAAAGAACCCUGACCUUGACUCUAAAGGUCAUGCACCCUAGCUUCCGGCAACAGUUUUUUUAUCCAAUAAUUCUAAGAUUUACGUUUUAUUUGUUUAUUUUGAAGACUAAUGAUAAUUAUUAUAUUCAAAUGCAUUAGGUUAUAUUUUUUCUUCGAGAUGCCUGUUUGUGCACUUACUUGUAUUUGCAAAAGUGCCUUAUGUAUUCAAAUGCCAAUUUCAUUUAUCAACUGUAAAUGCAAAAGAAAUCUUGCUAUAAGUAAGAAUAUAUUGUGGAAAAUCUGAAAGACUAAGAAGGUUAAAGCAACAUGUAGCGAGUGAGCCAUUCUUUGACAUUAAAAUUCUUCAAAGUUUUGAGCAAGCAGGGAUCCACAUUAUGAUGUUUUGUCUGUUAUGUUAUAAAACUGCGAAAUUUAACAUUAAGCAUGGUAUUUAUUUGAGACUGAUAGGUGAUCUCCUUGGCUAAUAAUGUAGGUCAUUAUCUAAAUUUGCUUUUAUGACAUGCUUUAUUUAUAAUCUACCAAUUGGCUGUAGUGUGUGUGUGUGUGUGUGUGUGUGUGUGUGUGUGUGUGCUGAAUAUUAUGAAUGAAAAUUACAUAUAGACUGUGCAACAGUUUAUUAUAUUCGUAUACAUUUCAUUGCCUUGUUUGAAUUUAAAUGAGAAAUCAUUUUAUUUAUGCUAACCGAAUAUUAACAUGUAAAUAACUGCUGAAAAUUUUACAUUUAAGAGUAUACGCUAUUUCUGUUAUUCAUUAAAUAUUACUAUAUUUUUUACAUUAUUUAUUGAUAUUGUUUUAUUUUUAAAAAUAACAUCAUGUGCUAAAACAAUUGUUUACCGUGUUGUUUUUUACCUGUGUAAUAUUAUAAAGCAGCUCUCUGAGUCAAUUUUACUCGACCAUUUUGGAAAGAAAGAAUCAAGUACAUUUAUUUUCAUUCCCUUCUCAGAAUCAUGCAAAAACAUUAAUUAGAUAUUGCUCAAAACAUGUUUUGAAAAUUCAAGGGCCAUAACUCCGGAAUGAAUAC
Mya arenaria is the source of this 5246-nucleotide messenger RNA. RefSeq lists its product as uncharacterized. The record is from RefSeq and is a predicted model, not a curated record. NCBI's taxonomy places the organism in Eukaryota, Metazoa, Mollusca, Bivalvia, Myida, Myidae. The transcript has 17 exons. The coding region runs from base 115 to 3951 and encodes 1278 amino acids. Gene Ontology annotation, molecular function: SH3 domain binding. Gene Ontology annotation, cellular component: cytosol.